AUGACCUUCACAACCACCCAAGUGGAAGCCAAACUAUGUGCUGUGGAAGAAGACACUUUUGAGGUCUACCUGUAUGCAACGAUAAAAAAUGAAAAGGUUUGUGUUAAUGACGAUCUUGUUGCAAAGAACUUCGCUUAUUAUGCGUCACCUACACAGAACAAAACCCUUGAUUCUUUGGAGAAAUCAAGAUUCAGUAUAAAGCCAGCAUCAUUCUCCAGUAAACCGAACCCAGCCCUGACUCUGUGGCCGAUGCUCUGGCAAGGACGAGAUUUUCAAGCAGUGAAAAAUUCCCGUGGUUUAGAUUUACUGGUACAGCCUCUUCAGCAUUCCUGGUGCAAGGGUGUCGUCGGUGACCUCGGGCCAACUGCUGGAAUGCUGGACAGAGCUGUGAAAUGCUCUGCGGAUCCAUGGAGAGACCCUGCUGAAAACAAGUCAGAAAAGGGGCAGCUGGGAGUCUCCUUAAAAGACUUAAACAAGUGUCUUGAGUCCUCAGUGUACUGGCCAACAAAAAGAGACACCAUCUAUGCUGAUCCAGAUAUACCAGGAGCAAGUGCUUUAAGUCAGAAGUCAAAUGAGAAGUCACUUCGACUGGCUGAGAAAAAAAACUAUGAUGAGAAAAAUGGCUGUGUGAA
Molecule: messenger RNA, 632 nt
Organism: Castor canadensis (American beaver)
Lineage: Eukaryota; Metazoa; Chordata; Mammalia; Rodentia; Castoridae
Source: RefSeq, a predicted model, not a curated record